Mixia osmundae IAM 14324 is the source of this 1992-nucleotide messenger RNA. RefSeq lists its product as uncharacterized. The transcript is spliced from 2 exons. The record is from RefSeq and is a predicted model, not a curated record. The coding region runs from base 1 to 1992 and encodes 663 amino acids. Gene Ontology annotation, biological process: riboflavin biosynthetic process. Lineage: Eukaryota; Fungi; Basidiomycota; Mixiomycetes; Mixiales; Mixiaceae. Gene Ontology annotation, molecular function: GTP cyclohydrolase II activity.
AUGACGGAGGUCACUCCUGGCGAUCUGGCCAUCCUUCGUGGUCUCACGGGAGCGCCAACACCAGCGCUGACGAGGGCUAACGUCGCCGGACUGGCCGCUGCGCCCAUCGCCUCUUCAUCUCGAGACAAUCUGGAUGAUCACUCUCAGGCCGGCUCUCACGUCGCUCGGCUCAAGAACUGGGACAGACGGCCCCAGCUCGAUCCGCUCAUCUUGGAGACUGCAGCUCUGAGCGGUCCACAAGUGACGAGGAAUCACUUCCUGCACGAGUUUUAUCCCCAUCUGAACCCUUACCAGCGAUGCGACAUCGAAGCAGACGAUGCGCUUGAGCAAGAAGAUCUCGCGGAAGCAGUGACCGGGCUGCGCAUACGGGACAAGGAGGGCCACAAAGUACGCCUCAUCUCUCGACAGGCACCCCGACGAGAGCGACUGGCCAGGGAGGAACGCGAGCGCAAGGAGAAGAAAGCCAGAGAGCGGCUCGAGGAUCUGGCAAGGGAGAAGACCUGGGCGAAACAGCCCUCUUGGAUCGUUCCUCCCUCUGAACCGCCGGUACGAGCACGCGCACAUCGGCAAAGCACCUCUGGCUCGAGAGCGCCCGCGCCUGUUCCUGUGCCUGUCAAGGUCGUCUGUCAUGUACGCACAAGGGUGCCGACGCCGCACGGCGAGAUGUUCUUGCAUCUUUAUCGCAAUAGCAAGGACCGCAAAGAGCACCUUGCAUUCGUCAUGGAUCGCAACCAGCUCAGUGAGCCCAACGAAGCACAGGUCGGCACAGAUCAGGCGACAUAUAUCCGAUCACGCUCGCUUGAUGCCAGAUGGCGCAACACAGAGACAGAGACGGAACGACUUGUCCGAGGCGCUUUCGUCGGCAGACUCUCUGCCGCCCACGCCGAGCCAUCUACCUCGGUCGAGUACGUAGAACCUGUGGAUCGCGCCACAGGCGUGAACAUGAUGAGCGAGCCGCCGCUGGUCAGGAUACACAGCGAAUGUUUUACCGGCGAGACUAUUGGGUCUCAGCGGUGCGACUGCGGCGAACAGCUGGACGAAGCUUUCAGAUUGAUCGCUACACAUCCGUCUGGUCGAGGCGUCAUCGUCUAUCUUCGACAAGAGGGCCGAGGCAUCGGCUUGCUCGAGAAGCUAAGGGCCUACAACUUACAAGAUCUCGGUCAUGACACCGUGACUGCAAAUCUCCUCUUGGGUCAUGGCGCAGAUCUACGCACAUAUGAUAUUGCUGCCGCUAUCCUCAGAGAUCUAGGUAUCGAUCAGCUCAAUCUGCUGACGAACAACCCGGACAAGAUGCAGCAGCUCGAACGCGAGGGAAUCUCCGUCGCAGAACGCGUACCGAUGGUACCUCGAGCCUGGCGUACGCAGCUCGCUUCGACACACCGCCGGCGGCAUAAGAGGCGUCAAGAGGACGUUCGCACAGAUGUGCUCGAUUUCUCUACCGACCCAGAAGAUUCGGAUUCUGGCGCAGAAUCUGACGAGAAUCAUAUCCUGCGACGGUCUGGCGUCGGCAUGAUAGGCGCGGGCAUGACGCAGAGCACAGAGCUCGACAAGUAUCUCGAGACCAAAGUACAACGCAUGGGUCAUAUGCUCGAUCUACCCUCCGGUGCAAGUUCGCCCGACCUAGGCGCAACGCGACAGCGGAGUGCUGCCUUGCGACCUAUGGCCAGUGUGCCACGCGCAACGAUCCGCAGACCGUCCAAGAGUAAGCCCACACAUCGUGCAUUGGCCCAAGCGAGCAUCGUCGGUGGCAUACGAUCCCAGAUUGGCUCCCCAGAGCCCUUCCUUGGCGUACCAGGCUUAUCUCCAUCUCACUCGACGACACAGUCCAAGAGCACGGCGGCGACACCGAGCCAUACGAGUAAUUCUGAUGCCGAGAACGAGUCCAAUCGUAUGGCAGACUCGAUCCAGAGCAUCGGCGCUCUCACAGACAUACACACUGACCCGGAAAGCCUCGAUUGCAGCGAGGGCUGUAGCUGUCGACCCCACUCGUAA